Auanema sp. JU1783 is the source of this 606-nucleotide messenger RNA. NCBI's taxonomy places the organism in Eukaryota, Metazoa, Nematoda, Chromadorea, Rhabditida, Rhabditidae. The record is from the annotation of a GenBank genome assembly.
AUGGCUGAUCUUGCUAACUUGAACAAAUCUCUUGCCACUCAGGCUUACGUCGAAGGAUUCGUUCCUUCCGGCGCUGACACCAAGGAAUUCGACAAGAUCACUUCUGCCCCUGAUGCCAAGAAGUUCCCUCAUGUUGCUCGUUGGUUCAACCAUAUCUCCAGCUUCGACAAGAAGGAGCGCCAAGACUGGGCUUCCGCUGGCGGAUCUGCCCAAGAGGCUGAUGACGAUAUUGACCUCUUCGGAUCUGAUGACGAAGAUGAUGCUGAGAAGCAAAAGAUUGUUGCCGAACGCCUGAAGGCUUACAAUGAGAAGAAGUCUGCUAAGCCCGGACCAAUUGCCAAGUCCUCCGUUAUCCUUGACGUUAAGCCAUGGGAUGAUGAGACCGAUCUUGCCAAGAUGGAAGAAAAUGUCAGAUCUAUCACCAUGGACGGACUCGUCUGGGGAGGUGGAAAGCUCAUCCCAAUUGGAUACGGAAUCAAGAAAUUCCAAAUCAUCUGCAUCAUCGAAGAUCUUAAGGUUUCCGUUGAUGACCUGAUUGAGAAGAUCACUGGUGACUUCGAAGACUUCGUCCAAUCUGUCGAUAUCGUUGCCUUCAACAAGAUCUAA